Messenger RNA from Colletotrichum karsti, 927 nucleotides. RefSeq lists its product as uncharacterized. Bases 1 to 927 code for a protein of 308 amino acids. The record is from RefSeq and is a predicted model, not a curated record. The transcript has 4 exons. NCBI's taxonomy places the organism in Eukaryota, Fungi, Ascomycota, Sordariomycetes, Glomerellales, Glomerellaceae.
AUGCUGCUACCGGUAAUCAUGUGCGAGCUAUUGGCUAUGGGUGGCUUGGUCGCGGUGAGGCAUACCGCGAACGACCUCCAACACGUGGAAGCCCGCACAGGGUUGUCGGGGGUUUUUGACAAGUGGAAGGACUCGCAAACAGCGAAUGCAAUUGCGCAGGACAGCUUCGAAGCAAUGACCCAGUCGCUCAACCGUGCUAUCUCAAAAUUGCCAGCUCACGAGGCGCGAAUUGAGGCGAACAUCAUGCUCUCAGGGCGGAUACUUUCCAUAUUAUCAAAGAUAGAAAAGUCUUUGCCAGAGGGUGGUGGAGGGAAAUCGCCGGAAGACCUCUGGUCCAGGAGGAUGAGAACAUCCACAACUCGUCUCAAGUACCGGCUGCAGGUUCUUGAUGCAACACACCAGGGGAUUCUUCUGGAGAUACAGAGGGAGUCCAACAAGGCAUCUAGUCAGCUACAGAUUAUCUAUAACCUCGUUGCGCAGCGGGACAACCAGAGCAACUACGACAUGGCGAAUUUGUCGCUGCAGAUUGCACGCACUGCCAAAGACGAUAGCUUUGCAAUGUUCACCCUGGCGACGAUGAGCAUCAUAUUUCUGCCAGGGGCAUCCAUCGCGACGCUCUUCUCGAUGGAGUUGUUUAAUUGGUCUCCUGAGAACGGGGAAUCGACCGUUAACCCUCGGUUUUGGAUUUUCUGGGCCGUUGCGGUACCCCUGACCUUGGUCGUCUUAACGGUGUGGCUCCUUUGGCUGAAAAUGCACCGACGGAGGGAGGAACGGAGAUCAAAGGCUUCGGCCGGCGAUCUCAUUCGCCAGCGAUUCGACGCUUUCGACUCUGGGAGACCGGAGCCGCAGAGGAACGGGGAGUCCCUGCUUCGCCGUCGGUUCACGCGUCCGCGCAAUCCCUUCGGCCGGGACACUCUAGGCGUGUAG